Sphenostylis stenocarpa is the source of this 831-nucleotide messenger RNA. The record is from the annotation of a GenBank genome assembly. Lineage: Eukaryota; Viridiplantae; Streptophyta; Magnoliopsida; Fabales; Fabaceae.
AUGUUUAGUGUAAGGAGAAGAAACGUUGAAAAACGAAAUUCUCGAGGUGAAAUUGUGAAGAAAGAAGAAGUGUUUAUGAUGACCAGAAAGUUCCAUCAUUCAACCGAAGCACCCCCAAAAAUAAGCCACAGGAGCCCUACUUUCUCUCCUCCUCCUUCCAACCCUAAAAAGAGGUUUCCACUGUCCAAUCCUCAGAGACUAAGCGAGCCACUUCAGGAAAGACAAAACCCUCUAGGGUUUGAUUUGUCCAAUCCUCCGAGACAAAACUUUGGCGAGAGAUGUGGGAGAAGACAAAGUCAUCCAGUGUUUGGCAUGAACGACUUCGAUAGGGAAAAGCUUCAAGGGCAUCAACUGAGCAAGUAUAAUAAAGAAGAAAUAGAAUAUCUCUUGUCUGGGCUUUUGAGAAGACAACAAGACCACGUCAAAGACUCCUAUAUGCAAAGCUACAGAGGACGUCAACAAACCCAACAAUACUCAGGGUAUCAGUUGGAGCCUGCGAAAAAUCAAGGUGGCUAUAAUGCUAGGGGUUUUGAUGAGGAGGGUACUGAUGUUGAGGAUUCAAAUGCCGAGGAUUCAUAUGCUGAGGAGGAUUCAAAUAAUGAAGAUUCAGAUGCUGAGGAUUCAAAUAAUGAGGAUUCAGAUGCUGAGGAUUCAAAGAAUGAAGAUUCAGAUGAUGAAGAUUCACAUGUUGAAGAUUCAGAUGCUGAGGAUUCAGAUGACGAGCCACCAAGGUCAUUCCUCGCGGAUCCUAAUCGAAGAAUGCGUAAUUUGUCCACGUGGGGGCAAGACAGAAGAAACUUGGCAUAUAAUGUUCGUAGUUUUAUGGGCUAA